Messenger RNA from Malaclemys terrapin pileata, 3085 nucleotides. Its product is annotated as inter-alpha-trypsin inhibitor heavy chain H3-like. Lineage: Eukaryota; Metazoa; Chordata; Testudines; Emydidae. The record is from RefSeq and is a predicted model, not a curated record. The coding region runs from base 18 to 2717 and encodes 899 amino acids. Gene Ontology annotation, biological process: hyaluronan metabolic process. The transcript is spliced from 22 exons. Gene Ontology annotation, molecular function: serine-type endopeptidase inhibitor activity.
UUGCUCAUUUUUCCAAGAUGGAAAACCAUCUGUUGUUUUACAUUUUAUUGGCAUUGAUUCCUGCACUUGAAACAUCAGACUUUUUUAUAACACCUUUCAGGAACAUCAAGAAGCGAAGUGCUGAUGACUUGAUUGUCAAUGGCAUAGAAAUCUAUAGCAUGAAAAUUGACAGCAAAGUGACUUCCCGAUUUGCCCACAAUGUCAUCACUAGCCGAGCUGUCAAUCGUGCCAAUGUGUCUAAGGAAGUGGUUUUUGAUGUGGAUCUCCCUAAGACAGCCUUCAUUACCAAUUUCAGCAUGACAAUUGAUGGUGUUACCUAUCCUGGGACUAUAAAAGAAAAGGAAGUUGCAAAAAAGCAAUAUGAGAAGGCUGUUUCACGGGGACAGACUGCGGGUCUCGUCCGGGCUUCUGGGAGAAAAACUGAAAAGUUCACUGUUUCAGUCAACAUUGCAGCAGCCAGCAAAGUCACUUUUGAGCUCACCUAUGAGGAACUGUUGAAGAGAAACUUUGGAAAAUAUGAGAUGCUCAUUAAAGUAAAACCAAAGCAGCUCAUCAAUCACUUUGAGAUCCAGGCAAACAUCUUUGAACCCCAAGGUAUCCGUGAGCUGGAAGCACAAGGAACAUUCAUCACCAAUGACCUGUCACAAGUUAUUAAAAAAUCUUUCUCAGGAAAAAAGGGCCAUGUGUCUUUCAAGCCAACCAUUGAUCAACAGCGAACCUGUGCAAAUUGUUCAACAUCACUGUUGGAUGGAGAUUUUACAAUAAAGUAUGAUGUGAAGAGAGACAGUGCAGGUGAUUUACAGAUUGUCAAUGGAUACUUUGUACACUUUUUUGCACCAACAAAUCUUCCAAAUUUUCCAAAAAACGUGAUUUUUGUAAUAGACAUUAGUGGCUCAAUGUCUGGAAUAGGAAUACAACAGACAAGGGAAGCACUUCUUAAAAUAUUAGAGGAUAUUAGGGAAGAUGACUACUUUAAUUUUGUACUGUUUGGUUCCGAUGUACACAUUUGGAAAGACACAUUAGUCAAAGCCACUGCUGAGAAUCUGAAGGAAGCAAAGAACUUCGUUCGAGCUAUUGACACUCGAGGCAUGACAAACCUACAUGGUGGUUUAAUGAAGGGAAUUGAAAUGCUGACUACAGCUUUUGAAACAAAUUCUGUGUCCAAGAGAAGUGCAUCUAUAAUUAUCAUGUUAACGGAUGGUCAACCUAAUGAAGGUGUAUCAGACCCUCAGGAAAUUCAAGUGAAUGUAAAAAAAGCCAUUCAAGGAAGAUACCCCUUAUAUAACCUAGCUUUUGGCUAUGGUAUUGACUAUAAUUUUCUAGAAAAGAUGGCACUAGAGAAUAAAGGGGUGGCUCGUCGCAUCUAUCCAGAUUCUGAUUCAGCCAUACAAAUGGAGGGUUUUUAUGAGGAAGUAGCCAAUCCCAUGCUUACAGAAGUGGAGUUAAACUACCCUGAAAAUGCAAUUUCUGACUUAACUCAAAACAAUUUUAAGCACUACUAUGAUGGCUCUGAAAUCGUGGUGGCUGGACGUAUUACAGAUAAUGACCUGAACAGUUUGACUGCAGAUGUGAAAGCUCAAGGUGCAGAAAAUGAUGUGACAUUUAGUGAACAAGCAGAUGUUGAAGAAACAGCAAAAGCUCUCCAAGAACAGGAGUACAUAUUUGGGGAUUACAUUGAGAGGCUUUGGGCUUAUCUCACCAUCCAACAAUUACUGGAAAAACGCACUGUAGCUCAGGGAGAAGAAAAGGAAAAUCUUACCGCUGAAGCCCUGGAGCUCUCUCUGAAAUACAAGUUUGUGACACCUUUGACAUCCAUGGUAGUUACGAAGCCAGAAGAUAAUGAAGAUAAAGCUGCAAUUGCUGAUAAACCAGUAGAAGCUGAAGCCAGGGCUACCCCAGGCACUCAAUCAUAUCCAACACAUUCUUAUCUGUACAGUAGUCCUUCAAUCCCCUCCGUAUAUACUAGUGUUGAUGGAGAUCCACACUUCAUUAUAUCAGUGCCACAAAAAGAAGAUGCCAUUUGUUUCAAUAUCAAUGAAGAGACGGGUGCAGUGUUAAAUUUAAUAAAUGACCCAGUUACAGGCAUCAGAGUCAAUGGGCAGCUUAUUGGAGAUAAGAGAGUGAGCAGUGAUGCAAAGAUCCAGAACACAUAUUUUGGAAAACUUGGGAUUGAAAAUAAGCAGCUGGAAUUAAAACUAGAAGUAACUCCUGAGAAAAUAACCGUCCAGAAGGACAGAAAGAAGACAGUUUUCACCUGGCUUGAUACAGUCACCCUGCGACAAGAAGGUCUGACUGUGAUAAUCAACAGGAAAAAAAAUCUAGUGCUUUCAAUGGGAGAUGGCGCAUCAUUUGUUAUUGUUUUGCACAAAGUGUGGAAGAAGCAUCCUCUACACCAGGACUUCCUAGGAUUGUAUACGCUGGAUAGUCACAAGCUGUCUGAACGUACCCAUGGCUUAUUAGGGCAAUUUUUCCACCACAUUGACUUUAAUAUACUUGAAAUCCAUCCUGGGUCUGAUCCCAAGAAACCAGAUGCUACAAUCGUGAUCAAAAACAAUAAACUAACAGUAACUAGGGGCUGGCAGAAAGAUUUCAGAAAAGAUCCAAAGCAUGGCAUUGAUAUCCCUUGUUGGUUUGUUCAUAACAAUGGAGCAGGGCUGAUUGAUGGAGUUCACACAGAUUAUAUUGUUUCCAAUAUAUUUGACACAACUGUAAAUUAAUCCUCAGAUGUGUGUUUAGAGAGCAUUUUUCUGAAUGAGUUAUGCUUUCUAAUAAUCAGCUAUUAAAUUAUAGUAAGCUUACAGAAUUGGUGUGUUGGUUGGCUAUACUGUCACGUAACCGAUUCUAGUAAAUCAGGCUAGUUUGUGUGUGAUUAGUUCUUAAAUGCAAAUUAGCUGUUGUGUUUGUCUAAACAGGCAUCACGCAACCAAUAUCUACAAAAUCAUUCUAUUUCAUUACAUAAACCAAAUAUAGUUUUUUUUGUAUUAAAUUAAUUUACAAGCUUUAUAAUUCCUCUCUGUAAAUAGAGGAAAAACAUUUAAUUCAAGUACUUGAGUCUCAAAAGGUUUAAAUAAAAGCUUCAAAACUU